GAAUAAAUUACAUAAAGAUCAAUAAGACCAGACACAUCAUGUCGAUACAGAGAUUACCGGAAAUAAUUACAUAUAUACGAACACAUUCAUGUAAAAUGGUGGUGGUGGAAAAGGAACUAUAGCCAAUCCUUAAGAUAUACUGCGUCGUUACAGUUUUAUUAUUUCAACCAUUUAAAUUCUUCAAACAAAUCCAAAGAAAAUAAAUUUUUGUCCUCGAAAUGGCUCCGGAAAGAUCGAAUAUGUCUACUACAAAUCAGUUAAGAAAUGCAUCCUCUGUAUUCACAAGCACAUCAGGUAUACAAUCAAACUUUAAUGCAUAUAAUGCUCCAGCAACUGGCGUUCCUCCUCCUUUACCACCACGACAAUCCAUGGGAUAUAAUGAAUACAGACCAGGUUAUUUAAAUAGUUAUGGAGGUUACGGUAGUAUGAAUAAUUAUUAUAGAGGAUACAAUAGCUAUGGUUCUUUUGGGGGAUAUACAGGAUAUUCAAACAAUUCUAAUUAUAAUAAUUAUGGUUUUAUUGGUGGACCUAGUGGAGAUAUAGAAAGUAGAUUUACACAGUAUGCAGAAGACAGUACAAGGUCUACUUUUCAAAUGUUAGAAACUGUCUUGCAAACAUUCUCAUCCGUUACAAUGUUACUAGAAUCUACAUAUUUUGCAAUAACAAAUUGUUUUAAGGCCAUUUUAAGCGUUGCCGACAGCGUUGGAAGAUUGCGUUCUACCAUUAGUCAGCUUUUAAGCACAUUUGCUUUAAUUCGUUUCUUAAAAUGGAUAUACAGAAAAAUUACUUAUACAAUUGGUUUACGUAAAGGAAAUCUUGCUGAGGAAGAAUUAUGGCAAAAAUCAUUAAUUGAAGCAGUAAGAGAGGAAAAGAGCUCCAGUUCUUUAUGGUCUAAUUUUCUAUUUCUUGGCAUCUUUGUUAUCAUUCCAUAUUUGAUUCAUAAAAUAUCGAGUAAUGUUAAAGAACUUAAAGUAAAAUGUACUGAUCCCAAAGAAUGGACGAAUUUAAAAGAACCAGUCUAUGCAGCAAAUGCCUUGUACGAUUUUACAGCUACAUGUAGUGAUGAAUUGAAUAUGAAAGCAGGACAAAAAAUUUGGUUGGCUCCCCAACCUUUACAACCUAAAAAUAUACCUGGUUGGUGGAUAGCAACAGAUAGUAAAAAUGUUGGUUUAAUACCAUCCAAUUAUGUUACUAUCGUAGCACAACUUAAAAAAAGACCAGAAGUAAAACCACCCGAGAAUUCAACUCCUAAUGUGUCUACACAAAAUGCAAAUGAACUUCAACAAGAUUCUUUGUUAGAUAAUGGACAUAACAAUUAUAAAAGUAAUAAUCAAAAUGUUGAGUUACAUGAAACAUGUGAUAAGGAAAGUCAAAAAAUUGAAUUUCCUGAAACAUCUAAUAAGACUGAUUAUUGUGAAAAACAAUUGGCAUAGUAAAUAAAAUUUUAAAUAUUGUCUA
Vespula pensylvanica (western yellowjacket) is the source of this 1458-nucleotide messenger RNA. RefSeq names its product peroxisomal membrane protein PEX13 (gene Pex13). Gene Ontology annotation, biological process: protein import into peroxisome matrix, docking. The record is from RefSeq and is a predicted model, not a curated record. NCBI's taxonomy places the organism in Eukaryota, Metazoa, Arthropoda, Insecta, Hymenoptera, Vespidae. The transcript has 6 exons. Gene Ontology annotation, cellular component: peroxisomal membrane; peroxisomal importomer complex; peroxisome. Gene Ontology annotation, molecular function: protein binding. The coding region runs from base 219 to 1433 and encodes 404 amino acids.